ACGCCAUGCCAGCUCAUCAGCAAAUAUCUAUUUAUUGAUUUAUUAUAUAUAAUUUUUUACUUUUUCUAGCAUCCGCCCUUUUAAUGCCUUAUUUUGACUGCUCAGAUAUCAGCAGUGAGAGAAAGGCACAGAGAAUAAAGAAAAGAAAAGGAAGCUAGAACUCGAGAGGUUCUGUGUUCUCAGUAGCGGAUUUAUGUCGGCUAGUUUUGAUUUGGCUUUGAUUGGGGCUCUGUCGCAGCUCUGGUUUAUUCCUUCCGCUUGUUCAACUCUUUCUAUUUGCUUUGCUUCUCUCUGUUGUGGUUUUUUCUGCUAUAUGCUUCUCUGCUGUUUCCAGCAGAGGUUAAAUCUGUGGUUUCCAGCUGUUUCGAUGCGUUUGAGACCAAAAAGGACUUGUUCUGGUGUCGAGUGUUUUGGGGGUUUUCAUAUAAAGCGAAUUUUCUACCUUUUCCUGUUCUUGAGAGGGGCUCUCACUUGACGCCACUGUGAUAUAAUCCGACCUUUUUUCGUCUUUCAUUUUUCCAGAUUUUCGUUUUGUUUGUUAAAAAACAAGAAGUCAUUGAGGGGGGUUUUGGCGAGUUUUAACCCAUCAUUUCCUGAUGCCAGAGCCUAGAAAACAUCCUUUGAACCCCAGUAAAUCCUGCAAAAAAGUCGCUGACACCAAAUCAAUCUCGCCGGAAGAGUCGAGAAUGGAGUCCAAAAUGAGAAAAAUUCGUGUCAUUUACCGUGAUCCAUACGCGACUGAUUCUGAUUCAAGUGAUGAUGAAUCAGAGAUAAAUGUUGAGAGAUCGUUUAAAUCCAAACGAUUCGUGUCCGAGAUCAAUUUUCCAUUCGUUGUCUUUCCUCAGUCAAAAACCCUCGAGCCUGAGAGUUCCUGUCAAGACAGUAACAACAGUGGCAAAACCCCCAACAAGAAGAGAAGGGUUUUGGGUAAAACCCCAUCCCCUGCAACAACUGCAGCAACAGCAACAACUGAAACAAAAGUGGCGCGGAAGAAACCUGUAGGUGUUAGGCAAAGGAAGUGGGGUAAGUGGGCAGCCGAAAUUAGAAAUCCAGUCACCAAAGUCAGGACUUGGUUGGGUACUUACAAUACUCUUGAAGAGGCUGCGCAGGCUUACGAGGCAAAGAAGCGCGAGUAUGAUGCUAUGACCAUGGCAGCCUCUGAGAAGAGCCAAAAUAUUUCCAUUUCUGUGGCAGCCUCUCAGUCACAAAACAACAAGAAGAGCUGCACUAACCAUCAUGGUCCUGUUUCCUCAGAAGACACUGACAGCUUGUUAUCACAUACUUCUCCAUCUUCGGUUCUGGAUUUGGAUAUUUCAGUUGUGUCAAAUCUUAAUGGUGACUCUAGUGAUUUGAUCAAAGAAGGUGGUUUUGAUGCAGAUGUUGCAGAUCUUGAGUUACCCGAUUUGGGUUUUAUGAAUGAGCCAUUGGGGUCGUGCCCAGUUGAUGAAGAUCUUAACCUGGGGUUGGAGUUUGGUAACCUCAUUGAUGAUUUUGGGCAACUUUAUGAUGAUUACUGUAACAUUGAAGAUCUAGACAUUUGCAAGUUAGACACCGAUGAACCAAGCGAGCUCCCUGAUUAUGAUUUUGAGUUUGGCAACGAGGAAUUUGCUUAUUUGGAUGAUCUUCAUCAUCAUCAACAGCAUCCACUACCCUUCAAUAUUGCAUGCCCAUAAGUUUUGCAGCUAGGGUUUUUAUUCGUGUUACUAGUAGUUUAUAUUAAGUUAUAUUACAGCAAGAAACACGUCUUAGGAACAAAAGAUGGGUUCUCUAGAUUGUUCUUGUGAGUGAGUUUUAAUUUAUUUGUUUGUUGAAAGAUGGAGGUAGGGAUGAGCUCUUUUUUGUAGGGAAAGAGUCCUUUGGGUUUUCCUGUGCUAUCAGAGCCGUCCAAGGGAUUCUAAAAUGUCUUGAGGGUAUUCAAUGAUGCUGGAUUUUGAGAGUUUUGGACAUUCCCUUCUUUUUCUUGCUUCUGAAUUAAGAUAUGAAAUGAGAUGAGACUUGUGUGUGAUUUAAAUUAUAA
Molecule: messenger RNA, 2017 nt
Organism: Hevea brasiliensis (rubber tree)
Lineage: Eukaryota; Viridiplantae; Streptophyta; Magnoliopsida; Malpighiales; Euphorbiaceae
Product: ethylene-responsive transcription factor ERF119
Exons: 3
Coding region: 597-1673 (358 amino acids)
Biological process (GO): regulation of DNA-templated transcription
Molecular function (GO): DNA binding; DNA-binding transcription factor activity
Source: RefSeq, a predicted model, not a curated record